UUACCUUCUCACUUACACAAUGAAGAUUUCCGUAGCCUUUUUCUUUGUUGUAUCAGUCGCAGUACUUUCUUUAUGUCUUUCUGUCGAUGGCUUAGAGAAAUUUUCUCGAGGAACUUUUUCACAGAAGUCGAUCAUCAAGAAUAAAGCCGGUACUCAUAUUCGUGGUUAUGAUGACCAGGACAAGGAGGUUAUUGGCUAUCAUAAUGAUGAUAAAUUAGGCGGAGACAUUUACCAGGAUGAUAAAGCACGCCUAGAAAGUUAUGAUGGUGGCAAAAAGAAGUGUAAGGAAUGCAAGAAAUGCAAGAAGUGUAAGCACUGCAAGAAGUGCAAAGACCAUAAGGAUCAUGACAAAGACAAAGACUGCAAGAACUGCAAAGAUUGCCAGAAAUGUAUGGAAUGUUCUUACUGCAAAGACUGCAUGGAUUGUAACGACUGCAAAGACUACAACGAUGACAAAGAAUGCAAAAACUGUAAGGACGAUAAAGACUGCGAGAAAUGCAAAAAAUGCCAAAGCUGCAAGGAUUGUUCCUACUGCAAAGACUGCAAGGAUUGUAAGGACUGCAAAGACUAUAACGAUGACAAAGACUGCAAGAAAUGCAAGGACGAGAAUGACUGCCAGAAAUGCAAAGAAUGCCAAAGCUGCAUGGAUUGUUCAUACUGCAAACUCUGCCAAGACAAGGGUUGUACAAACUACAAGGACAAAAAAGAGUGUAAAGACGGUGAAGACUGCCAAAACUUCAAAGGCGAUGACGACGAUGACGACGACGAUGAUGAUUGUGAUGACGAAUGCGACGACGAUGACUGUGAUGAUGAUUGUGAUGAUGACUGUGAUGAUGAUUGCGAUGACGAUGACGAUUUGGAAGGAAAAAGAGAAACCAUGUCCGAUAAUUAAUUAUAAUGACGUCGGUGGAAAGGCAGUACUGCGAUCACGGUUAACAUCCUUCUUGGUUUGGUUUCAAUGUAUAAGAAUAUAAAAAUUACUUGAAUAAAUGAUUGUGCGUGAAUGGAUUAGUGUCCAUUCAUAACGUAUGAUUUGAUGCAUGUAUAAUUGCAUCCCAUGUAAUCUAAUUAAUCCUAUAAUUAUGUUAUGGUGUGUUGUUUUUGAAUC
Messenger RNA from Papaver somniferum (opium poppy), 1108 nucleotides. Its product is annotated as cysteine-rich, acidic integral membrane protein-like. NCBI's taxonomy places the organism in Eukaryota, Viridiplantae, Streptophyta, Magnoliopsida, Ranunculales, Papaveraceae. Bases 20 to 892 code for a protein of 290 amino acids. The transcript is spliced from 2 exons. The record is from RefSeq and is a predicted model, not a curated record.